CUCCUCUGGCAGAAAUCUUUGACGUGGCAAGAGCUCCGGACGUGACACAUCCGCACAUCAUCUCUCCUCCUCCUCCCUUCAGCUGAGGAACGCUACUCACCUCCAGACAUCUGCAGGUAGUACUGGUCCUGGAGCAGAGCGAGUCCUGGUCCACGAUCCGAACCCGGAGAAAUAAUGUGGCUGAUCGCGUUGGCCAGUUUACUUCACUGCGUCUCGGCCUACGAUGGGGAUGUGAAGAAACUGGACGGGCUGGCGAAAGCGAGGGUGGAGACUUGUGGUGGAUGACAGCUGAACAGGCUCAGUGAGGUCAAAGCCUUUGUGGUCCAGGACAUUCCUCUUUACCAUAACCUGGUGAUGAAGCACAUUCCUGGGGCCGACCCUGAGCUUGUCCUCCUGAACCACUAUUAUGAAGAGCUGGAUCGGAUCGCCCUAUCUGACAUGACCCGCUCUGAGAUCAACGAGCUGCUGGGGGAGCUGGGCUUCUACAAGAAGGCUAAACCUGAGGACGAGGUGCCGGAGGAAUUCCAAUUCUCUCCUGCCAAAGACAGCCCGUUUAAAGACGAGCCCGCCUACAAACCCGCCACUUCCCAUCUUGCCACAGAGAACGCCUCCUCAGAGCCCAAUGCAGAAACCAAGCAUACUGACCUAUAACCUGUCAGAGUGGAGAAAAGUAGGGAUGUCACAGUAACACUAAGCCCCAAAGCUGCUCCACGACCAGCUGGUUAUUGCAGUCGAUGACAAACAUGCUUGUCAUUUCAAAAUACAACCAGCAGGUCAUGCAUCAGCCCUUGGACAAGGACAUAAUUUUAGCAUCAGCAAAAUGCCUUUAAAUGGUCCACAGUCUGAAUUUGCACAUAUUGUUCUUGCGAUUUGUUCUUAUUUUUGCAGCAAUAACAACCCAACCGGCUGCUUUGUGAGUGCUUUUCUACUCUCUACACGUCUGGAAAUGUGGAAUUUUCUUUCCUUUUUUUGGGUCCAUCAUGUGUCAGCUGUCUUUAGGAGUUUUGCCUCUCUCAAGUUCUCUUGUGUGUCUGAUUGCUUCCUACCUACUGUGAAACCGAAUGAAGCCCCAGGCUGAAAACUGGCUGGCCUGAGGCUGAUGCUACAUGUUCUGGUGGGUUUGAUGAAUACACACAAGAUGAUUUAAGUUGAAGCAUUGUAAAAGAAUAAUAAAAUAUUUGAAAGAAA
Etheostoma cragini (Arkansas darter) is the source of this 1188-nucleotide messenger RNA. RefSeq names its product selenoprotein M (gene selenom). Lineage: Eukaryota; Metazoa; Chordata; Actinopteri; Perciformes; Percidae. The transcript is spliced from 5 exons. Gene Ontology annotation, cellular component: endoplasmic reticulum lumen. The record is from RefSeq and is a predicted model, not a curated record. Gene Ontology annotation, molecular function: oxidoreductase activity.